AAGCCCAAACCUAUCCCUCACAUAGAGAUAACUCCCGUCUUUCAGAUGGUCUAUAAACAGUCGGCUGUUGGGCGAAGCAGAACCAUUUAGACGUCUCUCCAAGCGCGUAUAUUAAAUACGUGGAUCCUUUCCCAGCAUUACUUACAGUUUACAACCCAGACCCAGAAGACGACUCCUAUGUCAGUGGGUUAACUAUGUUUGUUUAUUUUUCCAAGCAGCGAGUUUGCAAAGAAAUUUUGAAGAAUUCGGACUUAAUCUAUCGAACUGAUUAUCACAGUCACUAGACUGAACACCGAGCUCUCAGUUUCUACGGAAAGGCUUUCUGUUGACGCAUAGUUUGUAAUACUGCGAUCAAUAUUAAUCUAUACGAAAUCGAAAAUAUCUAUUCGUUACUCAAACGAAAAUUCAGUUUUUGAAUUCAUCAUUUACGAGAAAUACUUUUUUAAACGAAAACUGGAAAUUUUCUAGUGUUAAAAUAACGAACAACCGAAGAAGUUUCUUUUCUCCAAUUUGUUAUCAAAGACAGCAGAAAGAUUUGAAAUCGAAAUACACUUUCAAUAUAUAAAAGCAUACUACUGAUUGUAAAGAAAGAACUCCUUUUAGUUUCGGGGACUGAGUAAACAGAACAUUUAGCAACUAAGUGAACUGGAUGUCGAAUGUUUCAAUAUGCUUUGUGUAAGAUCUUAGAAAGAAAUUAGAGAACUGUGUGUGAAAGUUUCAGCCAAUAUCAAAGGAUUGUAUUGAAGGAUCAGAAUUAAAAGAAUUGCGAAAAAACGUGUGAAAACUGCAACGUUUUUAUUCGAUUUUUCAACGUUUUUAUUAAUUUUAAUCUUUAACAUUAAAAUUGUGUUGUGUUUGCUUUCGUAUUUAAUGCAGUUUGAAUUCGUGAAUGUGCUCUGCAUUCUUUUGCUAAUAAUGAAAUUAUUUGCUUUAGUAAAGGAUUCUGAAUAAACCAGGAACUGCAGUUCAAAAGACCGAUCUGCAAAUGUGAAACUUCUAUUAAUUUUCAAGAUUCAGAUACUCAGCCGAACGAAACAAUAUCUUUUGAAAUAAGUUUCAAGCGUUUUCUGCAUUUAAAAGAAGCAAAAUGAAGCUUCUUGAAUCUCAGCUGACAGAUAUGUCAGUUAAAGGACUUGAGACUGCUCCAUCAAGUACUGGAGACCUUCUUCAGCCUGGCCAUAUUGUGAAGGAAAAAUGGCAAGUUCUAAGAAAAAUAGGACAUGGGGGCUUUGGACAAAUAUAUGAGAGCAAAGAUAUAUUUAAAGGAAACCUUGUUGCCAUAAAAUCGGAGCCAGCUGAAAAUAAAAGGCCACUAUCAAAAAUGGAAGUUGAUGUCUUAAAAGCUGUUAAAGGAAAGGAUCACUUUUGCCAUUUCAUAGGCUGUGGGCGAACUCAUAUUUUUAAUUAUGUUGUCAUGGAACUUCAAGGUCCCAAUUUGUCUGAACUCAAGCACAGUCAACCAAGCAACUGUUUCAGCUUAAGUACCACUCUGCGAGUAGGUCAUCAAAUUUUGCAGGCUAUUGAAUAUCUACACGAUGCUGGUUUUGUUCACAGAGACAUUAAACCUUCAAAUUUUGCAAUGGGUCGCUUACCAGAAACUAAGCAUAAAGUUUACAUGCUAGACUUUGGAUUAGCAAGAGAUUAUCUGACAAAAGACAAACAGUUACGUCCUCCAAGGAAUGCAUGUGGUUUUAGAGGAACAGUGAGAUAUGCAUCUGUAAAUGCACAUAAAAAUAGAGAAUUAGGCCGUGUUGAUGAUUUGUGGUCGUUGUUUUACAUGCUUGCAGAAUUCAUUGAAGGAAGCCUGCCAUGGAGACGCUUAAAAGAUCGCGAUCAGGUUGGUGCAAUGAAAGAAUGUUUUGACCACCAUCACCUAAUUCACAGAAUGCCAGAUGAUUAUGAUUUCUUCCUUGAGGAACUGUCAUCUUUAACAUAUUUUGACAAGCCACAUUAUGAUGAACUAAAUUCAAUGUUUGAAAAAUGUAAGCAAACAAGAGGAGUUAAAGAUAAUGAUCCUUAUGACUGGGAAAUAGAACAAGAUGAAGUGGUUUUAGAAAUCUUUGCUACUGGUACUAUUUCUGUUUCUUCAAGAAGUGAAAAUUCACAAUUAACUGUAGAGAUGGAGGGUUUGGAACCUCAUGCUGCUGAAGUUACAAAGAAAGAACAAAAGUCUGAAACAGAAAAUAUUCCUGCUUCUGCUGAAAUUAAUAGGGUACAGAAUGAGUUGAAUGAUGGAUCUCUUUUAAGAUAUGAUAAUGACUGUUCCAGCUGUCAGUUAUUUGCUGAGAAUUGUAGUAAUGAAGCCAUAAAGCCAAGACAGGUGAAUAAAUGUGUCUCAAAAGUACCAGGUGCAAAACAGAAUAGAAGCCAUAUUUUUGAGACUAAAACUGACAAAUAUGAAAAUGUGCAAGCAAAAUUGUCAGUACCUAAAGUUUCUCGGAAACGUUUACAAGUUGCAAAAACAAAAUCUCAACCAAAAGUUUUUAGUUCACAGUUUGCUAUAGCAGAGGAUGAUAUUUCAUCUGUUCAGCAAGUAACUAAGGGUGGGGGGUUAGCUUUAACAUUAGUUUCAAAAUGGCAGUAUUCAUUUGAUUAUACUGAAGCUGCUGAUGCAGAUUUUAAUAAUGAUUAUAUUGAAAAUUCUAAGCAGAAUGAAUUUAUAAAUCACGAUCAAACAAAAUUUAGCUCUUUUUUCACACAGAGAGAUGAAAACAAAGUGUGUUUGGCCUCUAAAGGAAAAUGGAUGAUGUCGAAAAAAGAAAACAGAGCUGUAGAAAAGUGUGCGAAACGUAGGCGUCCAGUACGGCGUUCUGUAUCUCAUCCAGCCAAAAUUCCACCAAAUGUGACAGUUAGAAACAGUCUGAAUGAUUAUAGUAAUGGCUGUGGGUUUCUUCGUAUAGGUGGUUUGGACAACAGUGGGCAAACACCUCAAGGAUUACCCCGCUGCUGGAGUUGUCCAACUAUAUCCCUUUUCAUUCGAUCACAUUUAAAGCCACCUUUGAAGCAGCAGGCGUCAUUUGAUGAAAAUGUGUAUGAAGUUGAUGUCAUGAGAAAUGUUGCAGCAAAGCAAGGUGUUAAAGAAGAGAUUGUGUCUUCUAGUGAUGAAAGAAGAACCUCUUUACCUCAUAUAUCAAUUACUGAUGUUCAAACUGAAAAUAUCGAAACUUCAUCUAUGUCAUCUGGAAAUAAAACUGUUCCUGAUGUUUUAUGGAAUGAACCUUUAAUUCAAGAAGUAAAUAAUGUUUGUCAUAAAGAAGAACCCAAAAUUAGUUCUAAAGACACUAACACAGGCUGUAUUAAUCAUCUUCAAAGGUCAGCAAGUUUGUGUCAGAAGGGUAUUUUAAAAAAUGUAUGUGAUAAAUACAAAACAAAUCAUAAAACAGACGGAUUAAGACUACGGAGAAGUCGUUCAGGUCCUAGUGAUAUGUGGCAAAAAGGAAAAGUUACCAAUGUUUCAUUCAUGGAGAAAAAGUCUGAUCCCUUUGUUUUGGCUUCUAAAGAGCAGCAUCGAUCAAACGCAGUUGUUCCUCAAACCAAGAAUUCCAUAUAUUUGAAUGUUUCUUUCAAUAAUCAGCUUCAUGCUGGAAAGAAAAAUAAUGUAAUUUCCGAGGGAAAUUCGUCAACUGCUUUUCUGAACGAAGUGAGAGAUGUUAUUGAGAGCACUGUAAAUGAAAAAAUAAUUGGUAAAAACUCUUGCCGGAGUACUUUUUUUCAAAAUUACUUCUCUCUAGAUUUAGAAGAAAAUAACAACAUGACACCAAAGAAUAUGAACAAUCAUUGUGAAUGUCUGAAUGAUUCACCCAAACAAUGUUCCAAUUUAUUUGAAAAAAAUUGUAGCUCUGAAAAUAUAAAUAAUCUUGAACAUGCACCUCAACAAAUGGAUAUGUCUUUAAAGAAUAUUCAAUCUCCAAAACAGGAAAGUCUAAUACAUCCUACUGAACCUUUUACAAUGGAAAGCUGUUCUUUGUCUAAUUCAACAGAAAAGAUGAUUAACAUUUCAAAAACUCUUGAAUGUCAAAAGGAAGCAUCUGAAAUUCCUGUUCAGUUACUGAAAUUCAAAAAUCAUGAAACCGCACCUAUUCCUCAAAUCAUUUUAUCAGAAGAUGAUGCAGUAUGUGAGAAAGAUAACAUACAACCUUAUUCUGUGAAAGAACAUGAAACUGUAAAUAAUAUUUGCAUAGAAAAUGAGCAUUCAGCCAUUUCGAUAAAGCAAAUUUCUAAUUUAAAGGGCAGCAUAGGUGAAUCAGUUUUUCAGAAUGAGAAUCUGAUUGUUACCGAGCAGGAAAAUAAUUCAAUCUCUUCGUCUUCAUUUGAAAAUUGCACACAGAAUAAAGAUACAAAGCCUGUAACUCGUAGAUGCAGGGAAAACCCAGACUGCAAAUAUGUGAAAGAUGAAAGUGAAUUGAAAUUAAAUUUCUCUAGAAGACGGCAACGACCAGUAUCAGUUGCCUGUUCAUCACACUUACCAAAUCCAUACAUUAGCAAACAUUUGUCAGAUUUCCCUUCACUGACAAAUGGCAACGAGGACGAUAACAUAAAUAGAUUGUAUCAGAAGGAUUCCGAAAUGACAGAGCUCCCAAAUGAACUGAGUUUACAAAGAGUUUCUUCAUUGCCAUCAGUCCCAUUGCUUAAUAAACAGCUUCCAUUAUAUUUCCAAGAUCAAGUUAAUUCAUCCAUUGUUUGUCAGAAACUGCCAACACCACCACCAGGCGAACCUCCUCUAAAGUACUGUUUACCUUCCAGGUAUGUAGGAUUCCUUUAAUAUGUAAGUUUAAAA
Stegodyphus dumicola is the source of this 4777-nucleotide messenger RNA. RefSeq lists its product as uncharacterized. Gene Ontology annotation, molecular function: protein kinase activity; ATP binding. Gene Ontology annotation, biological process: protein phosphorylation. Lineage: Eukaryota; Metazoa; Arthropoda; Arachnida; Araneae; Eresidae. The record is from RefSeq and is a predicted model, not a curated record.